This is a messenger RNA of Gamsiella multidivaricata, 2763 nucleotides long. Its product is annotated as prolyl oligopeptidase. NCBI's taxonomy places the organism in Eukaryota, Fungi, Mortierellomycota, Mortierellomycetes, Mortierellales, Mortierellaceae. The coding region runs from base 72 to 2687 and encodes 871 amino acids. Gene Ontology annotation, molecular function: serine-type endopeptidase activity. Gene Ontology annotation, biological process: proteolysis. The record is from RefSeq and is a predicted model, not a curated record. The transcript is spliced from 12 exons.
UCCUUUCCCCUCGGGUCCAACGCUUGGUCCCACUUUCCUAUCACCCCGCUCCAUAAUCCUAUCUGGCAAGAAUGCCUGUCGCCAGAGGUUUCUCGCCGGUGCUUGCCAGGAUAACAUAUUCCCAACACCAGUCCCAGCACCACCACAACGUGCGUCCAGGACUUGUACUUGUGCAGCAGUGGAGCCACUUGACAUUUGCUCCUAAUUCGUCUUCUUCAAGGGCAGUGGCCACGUCUAGGAGGAACCUGACUUCAAGUCUCCGACGUGCAACCCCGACAACACCUAUAGGAUGUCCUUUUCAACAGCAGCAGAGGCGUGAAUUGAGUUUUCUGGGCACCCUGAAGGCUGUUUUCCAACAGCCUACUCCGCCUAACCCUCCAAAGAAGAUACCCAAGGAGACCAGGGUCCUGGGACGAGUUCGUGUGGAUGAAUAUGACUGGAUGACCAACAAAAACGAUCCUGAUCUUAGGGAUUACAUUCAAGCUGAAAACACGUAUGCGAAGGAGUACUUUGCCUCGGAAGCUGCCGCUAUCCAUCUUUUGAACAGGGAGAUGAAGCAGGUUUUGCGGACGAAAAAGAUCUCGGCGCCGUUGACAACCCUUGUACAUGGGUAUGAAUACUACACCAAAACAAGUCGACAUGGCAUGGUCUACUGCAGGAGAAGGAAAUCGCCCAUUGCUAAAGAGGAAAUCUUGCUGGACUCGGCAUAUCUACCAGAAAAUUGUCACGUGAAGAAAGUACUUCUGUCAACUGGACACCACAUCUUUUCGUUCCUAACAUUGGAAGAGGGCGAAGAACUCGGAUCACUACAUUUCCGGGACUUGAACCGUGAGGAACCCUUUGAGGAGGUCCUAGAAGAUGUGUUUAACUUUGUGUGGGGCAAUGAUAACAAGACUAUAUAUUAUACCAAAUCGACGGAUGUGCUUAGACCGUACCAGAUCUGGGCUCACCAGGUCGGCACGCCACAGGAGUCCGACGUGCUGAUUUUUCAGGAGGAUGACGACAGCAUCUUUGUUGAUGUUGGAUCGACCAAGGACCACCGAUUCGUCACUAUCAACGGCAACUCGCUCUCAUCUUCAGAAGUCAGAGUCUUUGAUGCUGGACACGAUAUCUCAACUGGAAAACUGCCUGAGCUGAAGGUCGUGACUUCAAGAGUGGAGGGUGCUGAGUACUAUGUGGACCACCAUGAUGAUCAGUUCUAUAUUUUGACCAACGAUAAUCCAAAAAAGACGUUCAGAGUCAUGCGUGCUCAUCGUAGCAACCCUGGUCGCGAAUCCUGGGUAGAGCUCAUGGGAGCCAGGGAUAAUGAGAAAAUCGAAGACGUGGAUAUUUUCAAGAACUUCAUGGUCAUUUAUGCCAAGCGCGAUGCUCUACCUGUGAUUUCGUGCUACCAUUUUGAGACGGGCGCUGUGCACGAAGUCCCAUUGCCAGAGCAAUUCUGUACAAUUGGCGCAGGAGUGAAUCUAGAAUACGAGACGGACUCUUUCCAGUUCACACUCAACUCUCCCUAUGCACAUGAGGCGACUUAUGAGUACGAUAUGGCAUCGAGAGUCAUGACAGCCCUACGAGUUCAUCCCAUCCAUCGCCUUGAUCGCUCAAAGUACAUGUGUACACGAAUCAAUGUCGAUGCCGAAGACGGGCAUACAAAGAUCCCUGUAACACUUUUGCACCGGAAGAAUAUGCAGCUCAAUGGCCGGAACCCUACUUUGAUGCGUGCCUAUGGCGCCUACGGUGUCCCCACUGAUAUUGAUUUUAGAAUGGAACACUUUCCUCUGCUGGAGCGUGGCUGGAUCAUCGCCCUGGCACAUGUCCGAGGAGGCUCUGAAUUAGGGUCAAUGUGGUACCAACAAGGAAAGCUCUGGAAUAAGCGCAACACGUUCACGGACUUUAUUAAUGUUGCGGAGCAUUUAGUGGAAGCCGGUUAUACCAACCCGAGGAGGUUGACUGCCAGUGGCGUCAGCGCCGGAGGGCUUUUGAUGGGUGCUGUGUGCAACAUGCGUCCAGAUCUUUUUAGGGCGAUGAUUUUGAACGUCCCGUUUCUGGAUCCAAUGACGACGAUGCUUGAUCCAGAGAUACCGCUGACCAAGGUCGAAUACCUAGAAUGGGGUAAUCCUGCAGAAUCCACCGAAAUGUAUGACUACAUGGCGAGCUAUGCACCCUACGAUACCAUCCCGAAUUACGAUAGCCAGCAGGAGAGCAUGAGACGCCAACGAGUAACGAAGCAACAGCAACAGCGCAUGGAGCGUGAGCCCUUUACUGCUGCAGAACCCACUGCAGAGCCCCCUACUUCUGCACCACCCACAGCGCAAGGUGCCUGUUCAGUCAAUACAAGUAACCAGACAGUUGUGCCGGCGACCUACCCACCGCCACCGAUCACCUCUCGCCGCCCAGCACUCAUGAUCUUGUGUGGCGAGCGUGACCAAAGAGUCGACUAUACGCAGUCAACGAAGUAUGUGGCCCGUCUGCGGUCAAGGCUCGCGCCGUGGUACGGCACAGAGGGCAAAGAGGCAUGUCUCCUUAUGAUUGAUGAGAAUAGGGGACACUUUGGAAAUGGUACACAGGACGAUCGGGUUAAGAACUGGGCAAGGGAGGUUGUAUUCCUGUUGGGCAGUGUUCAGUUGGAAGGAGGCGGGACGCCCAUAACAAUGGGAAACCAUGUUGGUAACGGCUAUGGGUCAAAACUAUAGACCAUAGAUUGUAAUAAAUAAGGUAUAGUGGAAAGAAAUGGGGGUUGUCUUUUUUGAAAGCCCAUAUGCGCCAGUG